UUGAUAGCAGUCGUCGAUAUUAUCCCAGCACUAGUCUAGCAAGCAAUAAACAAAAUAGACCAAUUUCGUCAAUUAUUUAGCAAUAUCACUGUUACAAGGCUUAAAAACCAAUCUCAAUGGCACAACGGCAGCUGAGUUCUGCCAAGUGACACAAAGAUGCAGCCGUAAUUGCUGUCAAGCAAACCACGCAUCAAGAAGCAUUGAACGUGCUGUCAGUGCGAAGAAAUCUGUACUUGCCUUUGUUUUUGGCAGUCGAGUUUGUGAAUUAUUACCCAUAUGGAUGAGAAUAAGACUUUUAGAUGCGACGUGGAUGGAUGCGGCAAAGCGUUCUGGUUCAAAGCCGCAUUACAACGCCAUCGGAAAACGCACAUCGUUGAGCCACCCGAUACCCCAGUUGUGACUUGGGGUUGCAGUGAUUGUCCUAAAUUCUUUUGCAAUGUGGAAUCGUUGCGACGACAUUUCAAAACAACACACGGCAAUGUUGUCCUCUAUCCUUGCGAUUUCGAGGGAUGCAAUCAAAUGUUUCAGCGCAAGGACAAUCUAGUUCGACACGCAAGGUCGCACAAGGAUGGCAAGAACUGUUGUGACAUUUGCGGCAGAUCCUUCGCUCGCAAGGAUGCCCUAACAAGGCAUAAGAAAGUUCAUACUAAAAAGAAAAAUGUUAAAAUCGAAAGAAACUGAAAGUUGUGGCACAACUGGAUCUCCUGUUUCCGCUAUUGAAAUUAAUGCAACUAUUGCCAUGCAACUAUGGUCACUAUGAAUUUUUAAUGCGUUUAUGGACCAGCGCAUUUAAGGGCUUUCACCACAUGAUGACAAGACCUUCGCGCAGUCAAGUACGUGAGAAAUUAUUACAUCAAGAGUGUUUUAAUAUGUAAAUUGUAUAAAAACUAGAAAAAAAGAAUCAAUUAAGAAUAAAUUAUUCGAUUAGUACAAUAUAAACACAA
Messenger RNA from Drosophila albomicans, 944 nucleotides. Its product is annotated as zinc finger protein 25-like. Gene Ontology annotation, cellular component: nucleus. Lineage: Eukaryota; Metazoa; Arthropoda; Insecta; Diptera; Drosophilidae. The coding region runs from base 277 to 681 and encodes 134 amino acids. The transcript is spliced from 3 exons. Gene Ontology annotation, biological process: regulation of transcription by RNA polymerase II. The record is from RefSeq and is a predicted model, not a curated record.